Messenger RNA from Stegostoma tigrinum, 3426 nucleotides. Its product is annotated as ras-related protein Rab-8B. Bases 37 to 663 code for a protein of 208 amino acids. Gene Ontology annotation, cellular component: synaptic vesicle; trans-Golgi network transport vesicle; plasma membrane. The record is from RefSeq and is a predicted model, not a curated record. Gene Ontology annotation, molecular function: GTPase activity; GTP binding. Gene Ontology annotation, biological process: cellular response to insulin stimulus; Golgi vesicle fusion to target membrane; protein localization to plasma membrane. NCBI's taxonomy places the organism in Eukaryota, Metazoa, Chordata, Chondrichthyes, Orectolobiformes, Stegostomatidae. The transcript has 8 exons.
GGUUUCACCGUCGGCUGCAGUCAGCUCCCGCCCGCCAUGGCCAAGACGUACGAUUACCUCUUCAAGCUGCUGCUGAUCGGCGACAGCGGCGUCGGUAAAACCUGCCUCCUUUUCCGCUUCUCGGAGGACGCCUUUAACACGACCUUCAUCUCCACCAUAGGAAUUGAUUUCAAAAUACGAACAGUAGAGCUAGAUGGGAAGAAAAUCAAGUUACAGAUAUGGGACACUGCAGGUCAAGAAAGAUUCCGUACAAUCACGACAGCAUAUUACAGAGGAGCUAUGGGAAUAAUGUUGGUGUAUGACAUCACAAAUGAGAAGUCAUUUGACAACAUAAAGAACUGGAUAAGGAACAUUGAAGAGCAUGCUUCUUCAGAUGUGGAAAGGAUGAUCCUGGGCAACAAGUGUGAUAUGAAUGAGAAACGACAGGUCUCAAAGGAGCGAGGAGAGAAGUUAGCAAUAGAUUAUGGGAUUAAAUUCCUGGAGACCAGUGCGAAAUCCAGCAUAAAUGUUGAAGAGGCAUUUAUUACACUUGCACGAGAUAUCAUGACGAAACUCAACAGGAAAAUGAAUGAAAACAGUCCCCCAGGAAGCAGUGGCCAAGUUAAAAUCACCGCAAAGAAUCAGUCAAAGAAAAGCAGCUUCUUCCGAUGUACAUUGCUUUGAUGGACUUACUAUGACAGACUGCAGCAACCUUUUUUGCUUCUCUGAAAGCACAGUGUUGAUCAACCUCUGAAAUAAAUUCCACCUUCUGCUGCCAAGAGCUCGCUGUUUUGCAGACGACCUGUUGGUCUUGCUGAGUGGGCUGUACAGGUACGCACUCGAGUGUCUCUCUUCGACCGCCCCACUCCCUCACCACCCCCCCCAAAAAAAAACACACACUUUUCAUUGCAAUGAUGAAAACGGUAAUUGCAGAAUUGGAGAUGAGAAUUAUUUGUGUAGACUUUAACCUGAACUGCCUGUCUCAAAAUCUGUUGUCGGUGUCUAGAACCAUCCGUAAAUUAUCUACGCCAAAAACUAUCCUGCUCCCAAAAAAUUUGAACGAAUUAGCGAUAUUCUGUUCUGAUUCUUUAGAACCAAAAAUAUUUCCACUUUUGAUCUCUCUUCCCACUUUUAAUUAUCUGUAGCUGUGUCCCUUACCAAAAAUUAAAAACUUGUAUACCACCUUUUUUUUUCAUUUUGAGCAACAGUUUGGCGUGACUUGAUAAAUGUUAGCAGAAAAUUAAUAUUGUAUGUAACGGCACAUGUGGUCCUGGACUGGUGGAAUUUCUCUAGUCAGUUUUUUUCAUGUUUUGUCAAGUGCCCUGAAGUUUGUUGACUGUUGACUCGAUACUUUUCAGUGAAACUUUCCUUUUGUGAUUGGUUAUGCCAAACGUCCUAGAAUCAAUUAACAGCUCCCAGCCAUCAGCCAAAGUGCUGCAAUAGGCCCCUCAGCCAAUAUGGGGGAUAUCAGCCAAGCUGCCUCCUUUUGAUUUAAUGUCUGUAUUCUGGCUUCUAUCUGUCUCUCCCUGGGCACGCCAUCCCCACCUUGACUGAAGUACUUGUGUGAUAAGGUGGUUAGGGUUUUGUGUGAUGCUCCUUGUGGUUAACCAGCUCUUUGGCUAUUUAGGGCUCUCACAUUUACAAUGGCUACUACGGUCUUAUACAACAGGGUGUUGAUAUUACAGCAAUGAGUUCAGAGGCAGAGCAAUGGAAAAACUCGUGUAACUAAGAACAGAGGGGAAUAUCCCUUCAUAGCCAUUCAAAUAAAUUUGAAUGAAAUGUGCGAUUGGUUUCAAGUGUGGACUGAAUGUAAAUUUUCACUGAUUCUACUGCACUGUAUUUGUUUACUGUCUGUCCCACUCCCUCUUUGGAACUCCAUUCAAAUGACAACACCGUCUCUGCCUCUCUUAAUCAGCUUCUCCAGAUCCCUCUGCAGCACUUUCAAAGCCCAACUUACCCACUGAUACCCUAUGUACUUCAUUGACAGCCCCUCUGUUUUUUGCACUUUUACUAUUAACUGCCUCCUGCUAUUAGACAGACUGCCUCUGGCUCCCUUCUGAUGUGAAUAAACUGCAACAUACUCAGAAAAAAGUGACUUUCUCUCUCAAUGCCAAGAUCUGUGUGCACUAACUGCUGGAACGUUAGAGUGAUCACUCCUUUGAAACCAUAGCUUUUAUGCAUUGUAUGGUAGCAGAGUAUCUGUGGCAUGCUUUUUACAUCUGACAAACUUCAAUAGCGUGCUUUGGAUUGUUUAUAGUUUCAAAGUGUGUUUAAGAACGUUGAACUAAUUCCUUUAUUUAAUUUUUUUUUACAUAAACAAACUGGCUAUAGUCAAGAGCACAUGUCAACUUUCAGUUGCAUCUCAGGUGUCUUAGAAGUUGUAACUUCGUUUGACUUGUCCGUGACUAUUUACUCGUAAUUGCCUUGCUUUAAGAAUGUGUACACUUGUAUAUGCCCAACUCCGAGUACAACUUUCUCCAGCCUGUGACAACUAAAUCAGAUGUGCUUCUUGACCCAGCAGUACGCUGGAGUAUAUGCUCUGAUGUAUAAAAUGUUUGCUAUUUUCUUAAAUGUAGCUACGCUAGAUUGUAAAUACAUCGCGGAAAGCCGUAGGAAGUUCACUUUCCGCAUGGCAAGAGUGAAGUUUCUAAAAGAAACGAUUUGCAUUGGUAAUAAAUGCUUUCUUAUUGUGAACUUAAUUCACAACACUGUAACAGUAAGACUGCAAAACUGGGGGUUGGCUUGCAGUGCAGAUACUAAUUAUUGUGAAGAAAGACUAUUUCCUGUGGAUUUUACUGAAGUAACUUCAUUUCAUAAAAUGAUCAUUGUGUAUGGUUUACAAGAGACUCGACUAUAGAUAAAAAUGCAUACAUGCAGCAGUAUUACUGUUUCCAGGGCUGCACUUUAUUAAUUCUUAAUAAAAUACUUCAGUGUUUAUUUUUAAUCUAGGUCCUGUGGAAUGCAGUGUGGCAUAAGUGAGUUUACUGUAACUCAACUCAUAAGUUUGUGUCCAUGCUGAUAUCAUGUUGCAUAAAACCUGUCCACUUCACUUCUAGACAGAAAUAACAAUAGCGUUUUUCUAUGGCCUUACUACUAGAUUGAUGAAGACACUUAACAGGGACCAUCGUUAUUUUAGUCCAUUGUAUUACAUAUGUUAAAUUGCAUACACUCCCUUUCUCCUUUCCUUCUUUACAAAGAAGCAUCUUUUGAAUUUUUUAAAUAUUUUUUAAACUCUAAGCAUCUGUAAGCAUAUUCGCAAGUCCCUGCCAGUAUUGAAAGAUCUUGCAGCUAAAUGAAUGGGAUGGGUUCCUAUGACAAGUGUUUUAACAUUUGAAUUGGAUUAAUUCACGUGUACUGAUGUUCUGUAGGUAAACUUGAUGGGUUUUAUUAUUCUGUGUGGACUUUUUUUUAUAAUGAGUCUGAAAUAAAGAUUAAAUGGCAAAAUGA